GGAAGCCCCGUGAGCCUGACUGCUGAGGGGAGAUCGAAGCCUGAGACCCGGGGGAGAUCGGAGCCUGAGACCGGGAGGACAGCCGUGGCUUGCGACCGUGGCGGGGGGAGAGCCACAGACCGGGGGGAGAGCGGAGCCUGAGACCCGGGGGACAGCCAGAGUCUGAGACCCGGGGGACAGCCAGAGUCUGAGACACACCGCUGGGAGGAGGAACACAGAUUGAGAGUGAACCAAAGCACGGAUUGGAAAUUGAAUUCGUGGACUGAUCGCAGCUAAAAGAAACCUUGAUGUGUUUUGAUAUCAUCCAUUUCCUCACAACCUUCUGACACUCAGACUCCCAGAGGAAGGCCGAAGAGGCUGAAACGCGUUGGAGGAACAUAAGGAUACACACACACGAUCGGACAAGGAUCGCAGGAACAACUCGAAAGCUGCGGCGCCGGGUGUGCAGUUACGUGACCAGGAUCGGAGAGGGAGAAGGACGGAUGGGCAGCGGAAUGGAGGCUGUAAUGGAGAGGCGUGUCUGGUAACGGGCUCUCUGGAGCCCGCAUCAGGGCAUUCCCUCCCCAGACAAACCAUCAGCGCAGUGGGCUGAAGGCUGAAUCAGUCCGGAGCCCCUGUAGAAUCCCGACGUCUGCCCGCAUCCGGACCUCUCAGACACACGGCCGCAACGGCAGUGAAUGUCCAGACAUGGCCACUCAGGGGAGGCAACAGGCCACAGCAUUUCGGGGUUCAGCACAAAGAUCCCAGCCGAGAAACACGCACACAACUGCGGAAUCUGACAAGGACUCUGGAUAUUCAGAUGUGGCAUCGGAAUGCCUGAGCUCUGUGGAGCAGACGGAUACAGAGGAGUGCCCCCUGACAUCCCGCUGGAUCACAGGAGACAACGCUCCAGGGUGUCCCCAGCCUUGCUCUGCCCCGGUUCUUGUCCUGAAGAAUUUGCUUGUUGAUCAGAAGUUCGACCCAGACCCACAUAUCCGCUCCUGGAAUGUCCCAUCCUUUCAGCUGUUCCCGUCAUCUUCACAAGUCCUGGUUUUCCCUCAGUCAGUACCUUCUGCUAAGCCUUCUCUUACCUGCAGAAAGUCCACCAAGUACCUGCCCAUCCUGAACUCUUAUACCAAGAUAGCACCGCAUCCAUCUACACUACCCACCGCCUCAACCUUUCCAUAUGGAAACAAGAGAAGGGCUGAUAAGUCACGCCACAACCAGGCAAAGAGGCUUCUUUCCGAAACACAAAGCUCCGAUAACAAGAAAAAAAUGCCAUUAGCUGGUCAUGAAAUGAAAGAACAGGAGGGACAGGUGCUUGGCGUGGUGGCAGCUUGUGCCGAGCCACAGCUGGACCCCCUGCAAAAUUACACCGGACCAAGUGAGCAUUUAAGCACGGAUGUAGGGGAUCCAAAAAUGUCUUUUCUGGAUGAUAUCCCGCACAGCUCUGACCUGUCUGUGCCACCGCCGGAGAACAGAAGCCGACGUUUUCAGAACACCUUGGAGGUUCUGCACCGCUCAGGCCUGUUCAGCAUUGCCAUGAAGACUAAAGAACUGGCAAGGCUCAACCAAGCCACACAGAUCCAGCUAGAGAGACUUCAGGAGCAGGUGGCACUAUACAACAAAGCCAUGAGUGGCAAUAACCCUGAGGACUGGCAGUCGUUACAGGAGUCCUUGGCGGGAUGUAAUGUGCCCCUCAAAACGAUUGAUGUGUGAUGCUGGUUCAGAUUCCAUUACUGGGUUCUAUCUGCGAAUCGAUGAUGUAGUAGCAUAGUUGGACAUUCCAUAACCUAUCCCCACUCCUGUUAUUGCAGACUUUCUGCCAGUACUGAAGGGUAGGGAUUCCUGAGACUGAGUAAUGUCUGAGAUAGGAGAGAUCUGUUGUAAUGGUUCCCUGCAAGCCGGUACUUGACAUGGACUGAUGGGAGUUGGGAGGUAGAGAGAUGGUCGGAUACAUUCCGAGGAAACCACACGUUGUAUGCAUGAGCUGAGGGAUGUUACAGAGACAACCUGCAGCAGAAUGGUGGAUUACUUUAGUAUGAAAAAGAAAAACUGCUGUAAAAAUAUAACUACAAAUGGGAAAUAUUAUACUCCCACAUAUCCCAUCAGGCAGCUCUUUACAUCCAGCCAUGUGGGUAUUAAAAGGGCCGUACAGGCCACACCUAAUGAGA
Pseudophryne corroboree (corroboree frog) is the source of this 2153-nucleotide messenger RNA. It is a transcript of the gene CIPC, whose product is annotated as CLOCK interacting pacemaker. Gene Ontology annotation, biological process: negative regulation of DNA-templated transcription; negative regulation of circadian rhythm. Lineage: Eukaryota; Metazoa; Chordata; Amphibia; Anura; Myobatrachidae. The coding region runs from base 688 to 1698 and encodes 336 amino acids. The record is from RefSeq and is a predicted model, not a curated record. The transcript is spliced from 6 exons. Gene Ontology annotation, cellular component: nucleus.